AUGAAGAAGAAGAAGAAGGAUUUCGGAAUUCUUGCCCUGCUCAUUCUCUCUCUUCACUUGCGAAUCAGUUUCUCUUCUGGGAAAUCAGAGGGGGUCUGUGUCUCUAAAGGUGGUCGUUUCCCACCGUACUCAACUGAAAGCCAACCUCCUAAAAAGGUAAGCAAGGGUCCCAGAGAUUUGACCCUUUGCAGGGUCUUUCGCAAAAAGACUUGCUGUGAUGUAGCUCAGACGUAUCCUGCUUUGCUGUCCCUUAGGAGGCUGGCUUCAGUGGGGGAAGCCAAAGAAUCAUGCUUGCAGUUAUGGGAAGCCUUGGAAUGUUCGAUUUGUGAUCCGUUAGUCGGUAUCCAGCAUGGACCUCCUGUUAUAUGUGCUUCUCUUUGUAACCGAGUCUUUCAAUCCUGUGGCGAUGCUUACUUCUCCAUGGAUUCCAAAACACGGUUUCUAGCACCAUGUGGAGUGAGCGACUUUCUCUGCGGUAGAGCUGGAGAGUGGGUGUCCAAUGGAACAGAUUUCUGCACUGCAUUGGGUUUCAGCGUUGAAGUUGCCGAGCAUUCAUACCAUGCUGCCAAUCAAGCUUCUUGCUAUGGUGGUAAACGCAGUCUUGAUCACAUUGCUGAUUCGUGGACUCAACCAGAGAUUCACCAGAGACCAGUCAGUUCGAGAUGGUCAGAAGGUUUCCAGCUAAGGGUGCUGGAGAUGUCAUUUAGUGAAAAGGUUUCUUGGGCUGUUGGAGGGAUGGUUCUUACUGCAGGACUCUUGUUCGUAAGCAAAAGGAAGAGUUACAGUCGGCGUCAGAAGCUGGCGGCUAUACAGAGGGCAGCUAGGAGACUGGAUGGAAAGAUGAACCAGUCUGAUGUGCAAGGGAAAAGAAGAGGGAAUCUAAGAUGA
This is a messenger RNA of Linum trigynum, 888 nucleotides long. NCBI's taxonomy places the organism in Eukaryota, Viridiplantae, Streptophyta, Magnoliopsida, Malpighiales, Linaceae. The record is from the annotation of a GenBank genome assembly.